AUUAAACAGCGUACAACUUUUGUUUUCUGUGAUCUGUUUGUGAUGAAUUACGGUUAAAUCAACGAGAUAAACGUGAGUAAACGACUUCUACUCAGGUUUUUGAUUCGUGCGAUCGCCUGGUAUCGUCACAUAAACUCGAGUUUGUGUCGUAUAUGACGCUAACGGAGCUAACUGAGGGAGCUGAUGUGGUUCGAGCUGGAAGCUAACGCGGCUAACGUUAGCGGCUGUUAGCAGUGUUUACCGCGGUGGCCCAGGGUCCAAGUCCCGCUAACAGUGACGCUUUGUCGGCCACAGGAGGGAUGAGCUUCCCGGUGAACCUCCAGGCUUUACCGUCCGGAGUGUUUGAGACAGUUUUUACCCCAGAAAACAUCAGAGGAAGAGGCUCAAUGAAUCCUCUCACGCCGCUAAGUUUCCCAAAAUCUCGAUUGGCGCUGUGGGAUAGCAGCCCUGCAGGAGAGAAGCUCCGCCUCCAGCUCUGUGCAUACAGAAAGCCUCGGUUGGUGCUGCUGGAGAAGGCUCUCCGUUUGGCUCAGCGUCAUGCCCGUCAAAACAACAAGCCUCACCUUCACUGCUUCUUCCUGGGAUCAGUGUCUGUGGAUGCAGAUGAAGAGGGCGUCACUGUGACUCUGGACCGGUUUGAUCCAGGGCGGGACCAGGGCGGCGCCUCAGGCAGGGUUCCUUCUGCUCUGCUGCCAGGAGAUGUCCUAGUUCCCUGUUUGUUCUCACACAGCGAGAUCACGUCUGAUGCUUUCCAGUCAGAGGCUGAGCUGCAUCACUGCUUCAAGGCCUUGCAGCAGUGCGUGAGCAGCAGACACGCUCUGGAUCUGAGUCAGCUGAUGAAACUCAGAGGUCAUGUCAUCUGCUCUCAGCAGUCUGAUGCUGCAGCGUUCAGCAUCAGCUGGUCGUUUGUCUGUCCAUCUGUCAGAGUGGAUGUUCAGCCCAUCCGAUCCAUUCCCAUCAUCCCCACCGCUCUGCUGAGGAGUCUUACCAGCAUCAACAGACCGCCGCCACACAGCUCCAACAGACAGAGAGGGUUUCUGACCAUGGAUCAAACCAGGAAGCUCCUCCUGAUGCUGGAAUCUGACCCUAAAGCUUCCACGCUGCCGCUGGUUGGACUGUGGCUGAGUGGAGUCACACACGUGUACAACCCCCAGGUGUGGGCGUGGUGUCUGAGGUUCCUGUUUAGCUCCGCCCUCCAGGACAGAGUUCUCUCAGAAAGCGGCUGUUUCCUCCUCGUCCUGUUUGCCUCCACACACACGGCCCCUCAGGUGUUUCAGUGUCGAGGAUCUGGACCACAGAUGGACUACCAGCUGCUAACUGCCUCCCAGUCUGUCACUCUCUUCCAGCAGGCGGCAUGUGUGGAGGGUCGGACUCUGAGCUGUGAUCUGGACUCAGAGGAGCACAGCAGACAGACUCAGGUGUUCAGAGAUGCUCGGAGCUCCUUCAACAGUGUUGUCCCUCCUCCUGCUGGGCUGUCCAUCAGCGAUCAGGACUCUGGAGUGGAGGAUGAAGAUCUGUCUCCACGACCGUCCCCGAGUCCCCAUCUCCCCGCCCAGCAGUCUCGCGGAGUUCAGCCGUCUGUCCCUGAACUCUCUCUGCUGAUGGACGGCAGCUUCUCCUCCAAUCAGAACAACUGGCAGGACCCUGGCUCCACCCAUGCACCUCCUCCUCCUCCUCCUCCUGCUGAAAGAAAGUCGUCAACCUCCUCCUCUUCAGCUCCCAAACCUCCUCCUCCUCACCUUCACAGCACCCCCAACUCCAACCUGCAGCAGCUGUGCACCUGCUGCUCCACCCACACCUACGAAUGCACCUCCAUCUACUCCUCCUCCACGGGGCACCAAUCGGCUCCUAAAGCUUUUCCUCAUCAUCAUCAAACUCCUCUUUCAUCAUUCAAACAUCACAACACUCCUCCUUCCUCCAAACAUAAACCUCCAUCCUCCCAUCACAACACUCCUCCUACAUCCACCAAACACUAUCCUCCUCCAGCCUCUCAUCAUCAGGCUCCUUCUCCUUCCUCCAAACAUAACUCUGCUCCUCCUUCCUCCCAUCAUCAAACUCCUCCUCCAUCAUCUAAACACCACGGUGCUCCUCCUACUGCUCCCUCCUCUCAUCACCAGACUCCUCCAUCCUCCAGACUCAACUCUGCUCCUCCUUCCUCCCAUCAUCAAACUCCUCCUCAAUCAUCUAAACACCACGGUGCUUCUCCUAUUGUUCCCUCCUCUCAUCACCAGACUCCUCCUUCCUCUAAUCUCCAUUCUACGUCUGCAUCUCCUCCAUCUGCUGCUUUACCACAUCACCACAAUGCUCCUCCUCCUCCUUUCCAUCAUCAGACUCCAACUCUCCAAACUGCUCCUCUCCUGUCCUACCAUCACCUCACUCCUCCUUUUCCUCCUCCACCCAGCCACUAUCCAUCAACUCCUUCCUUACAUCAUCAUACUCCUCCUUCCUCCCAUCACUGUACUUCUCCUCACCCCUCCAAACAUUCAACUCCUCCUCCCUCCCAUCAAUGUACUCCUCCUCACCCCUCCAAACAUUCAACUCCUCCUCCCUCCCAUCAAUGUACUCCUCCUCACCCCUCCAAACAUUCAACUCCUCCUCCCUCCCAUCAAUGUACUCCUCCUCACCCCUCCAAACAUUCAACUCCUCCUCCCUCCAACUGUCCCUGCAGCCUCCCUCCUUCAGACCCUUUACUCCCCCAUCCCUCCUGUGUGAAUCAGUGCUGUGAUCUGGUGGGAGGCGUUGCACCAAUGGACGCCUACCAGCUUCUCCUCCAUCAGGACCGGCAGCUCCGCCUCCUGCAGGCUCAGGUGCAGAUGCUGUUGGAGGCCCAGGGGAAACUUCAGUCCUCCAGUCAGCAGGUGGACACUCAGACACCUCGGAGCACCGCCAGCAUCGCUGUGGGAACAGGGGCCAGCCUGUUCUGGGGGGAUCCUGUGCAGCCCCUCCCUCAUCAGGAGGACCAGGCUCCUCCCACCUGCUUCACCAGUCCCCCCUCUUCACCAACCCCUCCCCCUUUGUCUAUGCCAGCCCCGUCCUCCUCCAGACCUCCACCACAUGCAGACACGCCUGCUGAGGACGGUGAUGUCACAGGUCAGGAGGCUGCUGCUCACAGCUUCAGUGGGCUGCAGAGUCCGGUGCUGGGGGAGAGCGUGAGCAUGAUCACACCUGCAGAUGAGCAGCAGAGCUUCUACCACAACCUGAUGACUCAGCUGAACAGUCGACUCCAGGAGUCAGAUAGCAGGCAGGAGGAGGCAGAGGACUCCAGGAGGAGCAGCCUGCCUGCAGCUCCUGACUGCUCCUCUUCCUCCUCCUCUUCCUCCCACUCCUCCUCCUCCUCCUCCAGGAGGAAGCAGCAGAGCAGAGGAGGAGACCCAGUGCUAAGUGCCACUCUUAAACGGCUGCAGCAGCUUGGGGUUGACGUGGACGAUGAAGAUCUGACCGAGGCUGAGAGAAGAAAACAUCAAACUGUGGAGAGCAGCAGCACCCUGGCAGCCAUCAACCCGGCGGCGGUUCUGUCCAGACUGAGCGUGACCGAGCCGACCGUCAGCGCUCUGUUUCCUGGAGGCAGCGUUGAUCUGAGUCUGGAGGCCAAUGCCAUCGCUCUACGCUACCUCAGCGACUCUCAGCUCAGUCGCCUGUCUCUUGGAGGCCGCGCCCCUCAGCUGGUCCCCACCUCCUCCAACGACUCUGUGCUGUCACCUAGCAACAUGUCUCUGGCCACCAGGAAGUACAUGAAGAGAUACGGCCUGAUCGAGGAGGCGGAUGAGGAAGAAGAAGAGGAGAAAGCAACGUCGACUCGUUCACCCCUGACUGACGCUUUGAAUGUGAAGCUCCUCCCACAGAGUCAGCUGAUCAGAGACUUAAAGCCCAAAAUGCAGCUGUUAGCCAGCAGCGCCAGACCGCUAACAGCCAACAAGGAGAACUGUUCAGGCAGGCGUCCAUCUUUGGUGAGUGCAGGGAGCCGUCAGACAGAAGGAUCAGUGGGGAACAUACUGGACCUGAGCCGCCUGAGACAGCUGCCCAAACUCUUCUGACGCCUCCUUUUUAUUGUCAGAUCCUGCUGUCACAUCUGGCCAAAAACUGAUUUCAUCAGAGAAAAACCUGCUGAGGAUUUGAUAAAAACUGUUCCUCUUUUAAUGGAGUCUGGUGUUGAAACACUUGAACAACUAUUUUGCAAACUGAGACAGAUAUGGAUCCUCUGAUAGUUGCACAAACUCACAAAUUAAGAGGAACAGCAGACAAAAGCUUGCUGAUUAAAAGGCUGGCACGGAAACACUGCUGGUCUCCAUCUGAUUCUGCAGACUUUACACAUCUUCUAGAUUUAGUUGGUGUGAUGAAGCAAUUUGGUACGGAGUGUAAAACCAGGGUAUGGCCUAGAGCAGGAGAAAGGGUUCAACUGUAGAAAUGAGAUUUAGUUAUUCUUACAACUGGAACCAGAAUCUGCUCCUUAGACUCAGUAUGUUAACAUGCAGUUAUAACAACAGGAACAAUUUCAUGGACUUUUUAAAACAUGUAAACAUGCUAGUCUGACUGAAAUGAACUUACUCUGGCAUUUAUGCACCUCUGUCAAACCCAGAUUGGAUUAGAUGUUCUGCACAUGAUCUACAACCUCUGGGAAGCUUUGAAUGGAAGUAGAACCGUGUGAAUGCAAAGACUACCAGAGGUCGUGUUGUUGUCUACCUUUGGAUAUCACCCUUAGCUAGAAGGCUAGCGUAUGUGGACCAGAAAUAUUAAAUCUGGGGCAUAAUGCAUGCUCUUGACACCUAAUUUUAAUCAGAACUGUUGGCUGUCCUAUGGGACCAGUAUGCUAGUAUAAAGGGCUAAAUAAUUACCAUGAAUGCAUGCAGCUGCAACUAUUGCAAACUUUGCAAGACUUAAAGCUGGGCGGACACUGUGGGAUCUCAAGCUGACUCUAAUAUUCGUGGUGAAAUGUUGGCAUCAGUAAUGUUUACGAUGCACAGACCUUGCACAUGAAUUAUACUGGAUACUGGAGGUUCUGAUAGUUGUGCACGACCUGAGCUUUGAGCUUUGAGUUAAGUGACAAAUGUCAGUGGAGUUUCCUGUGAAAAGCCUCACAUGUAGAGGUCUGAAGUCAGAUUUAUUCUCGUUUUCAACCUUUAAAUAUCUUAAAACAGCGCUACACAUCACACAUAAACACCAGCAAACACAACGAGCAGCUAAAUAAUGAAUAUUCUGUUUCAGCUGGAGGUCCACAGGCAGAUCUGUUUCCUUUAUUAUAGGGAGUGCAUGUAAGAAAGGCGUUCAGUCUGUUUAAGUGAUGAUUUAAGAUGAGAGAGAUGCCCUGGCAUCCACGGCACAAACAAACAUCGGUGACAAACUGCCUGAUUACAUUGAUUCAUGUUGCAAGUGAUGGGGUCCAAAGCAGCGUGAUAUGACUCGGUGCUUUUCCCCGUUCCUCUUUUUCUCUCUGUUGCUCGUGUUGAGAGGGGUGAAGAAGGAGGAAAAAGGUAGCUAACAAGACACAAAGAGCGUCAGGCGGAAGUUACACAGGCGUAAGCGAUCUGGAGGGAUCGCGAAUAAUAUCCUCAUUUAAAAUGUAUUGUGAUUUAACUUGUGUCAACACGGAGACCAAACUGCUGGGCUCCACACUGUCAAAGGCUCAUCAAUACAAAGCACCACACUCCUGUUUCUUUGCUUUCAACAUAAAAAUGCCAUGUUUAACGGAGGAACUGAAAUGAUCUGGCAGAUGUUUAAUGGGUUUGUUGUGGACAGUGAGCAUGCAGCGCCAUGAGACGUCUGAUGCUUGCAUGCGGGGUAUGGUGUUAGCGUAGCAGAAGCUGUGUUGUAAUCCACCUUCAGAUAUCCUGAUAGGCCACAGGGAUAAUCUACCAGAAGUAGUCAAAUCCAGACUUUUAAUGUCUGUUUUCAUCAGUCAGCUGUGUCUGAUAGUGUGACCACUCUGCUGUCUCAGGUCCUGGUUUUAUUGUAAAUCUGCCGCCUUUAUUUUGAAUGUUUUUAUUUUUUUUCAAAGGUUUGAAUAAAUUUUUUGGUGUUUUUGUCACUUCAUUUUUAAAUGUUUUUGCACAUAUUUUAAAAUUUAAGUUUCCUUAA
Messenger RNA from Cheilinus undulatus (humphead wrasse), 6072 nucleotides. RefSeq names its product STIL centriolar assembly protein (gene stil). Gene Ontology annotation, cellular component: centrosome; centriole. The transcript has 16 exons. Gene Ontology annotation, biological process: smoothened signaling pathway; protein localization to centrosome; centrosome duplication. NCBI's taxonomy places the organism in Eukaryota, Metazoa, Chordata, Actinopteri, Labriformes, Labridae. The coding region runs from base 300 to 4034 and encodes 1244 amino acids. The record is from RefSeq and is a predicted model, not a curated record.